UCAGUUAUAUGAAUAAUAUCUUUUGCACAUUCCGGCGAGAGAGAUGGCCACCUUGUCUCCGUCGUCGUGUCUCCUCAGAAACCUCAUUCUGUCGCCUUCUCCUCAUCCCUUUUCCCGGCCAAUUUUUGUCGUCGGCUCACGGAGGAGGCAUCUGGUGCAGAGACCCAGCAGCGCGCUCAGGGAAUGGAGGGAGUACGAAGACGCUGUCAAGAGAAAAGAUCUGGCCGGGGCUCUCAGAUUCCUCAAAACCGUCCAAGUCAUCGAUAAACAGGCAGCUGAAGCCGCCAUCGAAUCGAUAAAUAUUGCGGCGGCGCCGGCUCUUGAUUGGGAGGUGUUGGAUGCGUGUUUGAAUGCAGAUGAUAUGAGACUGGUUGGGAGUGCUUUUAGGUUUCUCAAGGACAGAGGUCUACUCCCCAACUUCUCCAAGUUCACCAAUAUUGUUUUGGAGGGCCCAAGAGAAGUCACACCUACUGUCCUCAAGUCUGCAACUGGCUUGGAAGUGACUAAACUUGCACCCAAGAAGUGGGGUCUCUCUGAUAGCUCCAGCAUUGCUCUCGCUGCUUUUCUCGGUGGAGUCUCCUAUCUUCUUUCUCAGGACAUUGAUCUCCGCCCUAACCUUGCUGCCAUUUUGGGUCUUGCUUUUUUGGAUUCCCUUCUUCUCGGUGGUACCUGCUUUGCCCAAAUCUCAUGCUUCUGGCCUCCCCAUAAGCGUCGUGUCAUUGUUCACGAAGCUGGUCAUCUUCUUGUUGCUUCUCUGUGCUGUGGUGCAGCAUACCUCAUGGGCUGUCCUAUCCGUGGUGUCAUUUUGGAUCCCAUUGUUGCCAUGCAAAUGGGAGUUCAGGGACAGGUACUUCUCACUUUGUGUGAUUCUAUGCACUUUUCAGCUACAAAUGCAACCGUUUUCUGUAUUCGAUUGUCUUCGCAGGCUGGAACCCAGUUCUGGGAUCAAAAGAUGGAGAGUGAGAUUGCUGAGGGACGGCUUAGCGGUAGCUCAUUUGAUAGGUAUAGCAUGGUUCUUUUUGCUGGUAUUGCAGCUGAAGCACUUGUUUAUGGUGAGGCUGAGGGUGGGGAGAAUGAUGAAAAUCUCUUCAGGAGCAUCUCUGUUCUUCUGGAACCACCAUUAUCCGUAGCUCAGAUGUCGAAUCAAGCCAGAUGGUCUGUCCUUCAAUCUUACAAUCUGCUCAAGUGGCACAAGGCGGCACAUCGGGCCGCUGUUGAAGCUUUGCAAGUGGGAAGUCCUCUUAGCAUUGUGAUAAGAAGGAUUGAGGAAGCUAUGUCUCCAAGCAGGUGACUAAAGCACCAGCGCUUUCUGUUAUUCAAUUACUCAUAAGGACGGCACCAUAAUUUGGAAUUUAUCGAGACAGAAGCAGAUAAACUACCUGGCUGCAACCGAUGUUGUAUUUUUGGAUCCAUGUUCAAGUAAGUUAAGUUUUUAUCCACUGAGGGAGAUGUUGAGGACGUGAUAAUAGUAGUUCUCUUGCCUUAUUCACAUGUUCUAGCAAGCUUUUGAUAGCUUCAAGAAAUUGGUUGUAGAUUAACAAUCACUUGAAAACUGUGUAGUUAGUUGCAUUAUUGUAUCUAAACAUAAAGUGUGCUAAUACAAGCAGGGACCUCUAUUAUUCUU
This is a messenger RNA of Brassica oleracea var. oleracea, 1624 nucleotides long. RefSeq lists its product as uncharacterized. Gene Ontology annotation, biological process: proteolysis. The transcript is spliced from 6 exons. Lineage: Eukaryota; Viridiplantae; Streptophyta; Magnoliopsida; Brassicales; Brassicaceae. The coding region runs from base 44 to 1291 and encodes 415 amino acids. The record is from RefSeq and is a predicted model, not a curated record. Gene Ontology annotation, molecular function: ATP binding; ATP-dependent peptidase activity; metalloendopeptidase activity.